This is a messenger RNA of Owenia fusiformis, 2125 nucleotides long. NCBI's taxonomy places the organism in Eukaryota, Metazoa, Annelida, Polychaeta, Sabellida, Oweniidae. The record is from the annotation of a GenBank genome assembly.
UAGUUCACAGUGAAAUCCUACUGUCGUUUUUCAGAGAAAUCACCUAGGUUUGGACAUGCGUCCUAGAAUAACCGGCGUUUCUUUAAUUGAGUAUUGCCUCAUGUUUUAUUAAACAAGUAACACAACGUACAGGAGAUUUGGAUAAGCCAGGAUAACUGAAACAAUGAAAAAUGAUUAUGGAACGAACAUGGUGGAUAAAGGCGAGCUAUAAAAGAUGAAGAUGUCUCAGUGUGUGCUAGAGAUGCUGGACGUUAAGACAAUGCUGGAAUGUUACCUUCUUUUUGCGUUUUAUAUAUCGCAACUAUGGGCCCAAGAUAACAUCACCGAUUCGGAUGUACCAGGGGGAAUCGCAGUGUCUGACGAAAAAAAGCUGAUAAAAGAUCUUCUCGAGAAGUAUGAAGAUAUCGGCAAGGUGGGACGGCCCGUCCAUAAUCAAACCUCCGUGAUACAGGUUCAGUUCGGCAUCGCUCUCGUUCAAAUACUGGACCUGGACGAAAAGAAUCAAGUUCUAACAACAAAUGUUUGGGGAAGAUACAACUGGCACGACAUCCUUUUAGUGUGGGACCCUAAAGACUAUGGAGGUGUUGAACAUGUUAGAAUACCUACAGAGUAUAUCUGGACACCUGAUAUUGUACUUUAUAACUAUGCAGACGACAGAUUGGAAGAGAAACGCAAGGCCCUUGCGGUAGUGUCUUACAAGGGGGAGAUAAUAUGGAUUCCUCAAGCUAUAUACAAGAGCACAUGCUCUAUAGACAUCACACACUUUCCAUUCGAUGUUCAAAACUGUACCAUGAAAUUCGGAUCAUGGACAUAUGAUGGAUUUAAACUUGACAUUAUUUUCUUCAACAAUGAUGAAAAAGUUGAUCUGAACGACUAUAUACCCAGUAAUGAAUGGGAUGUGGUUCAGAGUCCAGCGAGGAGGAAUGUCAAGAAAUAUCCGUGCUGUGUUGAACCGUAUCCAGAUCUGACAUUUACUCUGAUUAUUAGAAGAAAAGUAGCAUUUUAUAACUACAUUUUGAUACUGCCGUGUGUCCUGCUGUCUUCACUUACACUCGUGUUGUUUUGGCUUCCACCAGAGAGCCCUGCAAAAAUGGUGUUAGGAAUGAAUAUAUUUGUGGCCUUCUUUGUAUUGUUGCUUCUUCUGGCUGAGUCUACUCCCCCUGCUGCCUCGAGUAUACCGCUCAUUGGUGCAUAUUAUUGUCUGAAUAUGAUAAUGAUAACGCUUUCAACGUUUCUGUCCGUCAUCGUCAUCAACCUGUACUUCCGAGGGGAUAGGAGAAAUAGGGUACCAAAAUUUGUCAAAACGCUUAUGAUAGAUUGGGUGGCCCGGAUUUUGUGUAUGCGCGGUGAACUAAAUCUUCCACCACCCGGUCCAAAAGAACACAAACUUGACAAAGUGAUUGUUAAUGAACAGAAGGAAAUAAAGCGAAAACGAAAGAAAGCGGCAAAAGAAAACAAUUGUAACAACGAUAUGAAAUACAACAAGUUUCAGAUGCACGAAACGUCAACAUUUUCAAACCACAAAACUGAAAAUACGUCACCAGAUAAAUCUCCAAUACUAAUGCACCAGUCAAUGGAGAAUGACAUUCGAGAAAUACGAAAAUAUCUAAGACAUGUAGCAAUGAAAAUGAUGGAGAAGGAAUCAGUGGGGAAAAUCACAAUUGAAUGGCGGGUAGUAGCGUUAGUGUUAGACAGAGUGUUCUUUUUUAUGUAUCUUCUGGCCAUAAUUGUUUCCUUGGCAACGAUAUUCCCCAAAACAGAAUCAUGACAACCAUAUAAUACCAUAAACACUCGCAUAUUUGAUAGUAUGAGAGGAUAUUACCUGAAGGAUAUUAUAGCAUCCACGUCAAUCGGAUGUCUUCCAUAUAGCGUUACACACAUCUACUUGUAUUAUUCUUAUUUCAAAGGAUGGUGGACCAAGAAUACUUUCCGUGUUGAACCGUGUUGAACAUAACUUGCAUUAUUUCUCUGUAUGGAAAAGAAGUGUAACACGAGAGCUUGAUGCAAGACAAAACAUUUGUUAGAAUAAUUCGAAAUUCAUCACAAAAAUGAAAUCACUUCUGUAUAGAGGGCAGCACGAUGCAUAUUCAUCAUACAGCAUUGCUAUGUAAUAUAAAUCAAAUCA